Messenger RNA from Boleophthalmus pectinirostris (great blue-spotted mudskipper), 2271 nucleotides. It is a transcript of the gene gpr75, whose product is annotated as G protein-coupled receptor 75. Gene Ontology annotation, biological process: G protein-coupled receptor signaling pathway. The coding region runs from base 266 to 1915 and encodes 549 amino acids. Gene Ontology annotation, molecular function: C-C chemokine receptor activity. Lineage: Eukaryota; Metazoa; Chordata; Actinopteri; Gobiiformes; Gobiidae. The transcript is spliced from 2 exons. Gene Ontology annotation, cellular component: membrane. The record is from RefSeq and is a predicted model, not a curated record.
GACUGUGAAGAAAACCCUCUCAAACUUCAGGCGAACACACCAUGACAACUGGCAGCAGCAUAAGCAGCAGUUCACCGAUGAUCAGCUCCUUGUCCUGACUGACCUGCUUGUGUCUCCCUGUUAUUAUGCUUAAUACCAGCAUCCUACACCGAUGGCUAUGGUGUCCAAGCCAGAGCUGCAGGAACUGAAAACGUGAUUUUAUUCUUUUUAUAUAAGAAGGAUGUGAAAACCCAACCAGUAGAAUUCAAAAGAAGAACAACAUAAAAUGAACACCACUGUCCCACCCCCAGAGCUGGUGGGAGUGCCAAGGACACAGAACCUCAGCGUUCCUCUUGGAGCCCUAAGCUCACAGGCCCUGGCAGGAUGGGCCGUCAUCCACACGGCCACAUUGACGUUCUGCUCUUUCCUCCUCAUUGUUAUCUUUUGUCUGGGCUCUUAUGGGAAUCUGGUUGUGUUCCUUUCUUUUUUUGACCCAGCAUUCCGCAAAUUUCGAACUAACUUUGAUUUCAUGAUUCUCAACCUGUCUUUUUGUGAUUUGUUCAUCUGCUGUGUGACAGCACCUAUGUUUGCGCUGGUGCUUUUUCUGGAUGCCAGUGGAGGGGACGGAGUGUCCAAAAGUUUCUGCUUUGCCUUCCAUCUGACCAGCUCGGGCUUCAUCAUCAUGUCACUGGAGACGGUGGCUGUCAUUGCCCUGCACAGACUGCGCAUGGUAUUGGGACAGCAACCGAACAGAACUGCUUCUUUCCCUUGUACCCUGGCCCUGACUGCCCUUUUGUGGACCUCCAGCUUCACCAUGGCGGCUCUGCUGACCAUGAGGGCCUAUCCACGCAGAGAUGGUCCCUGCCUCCCUCACUUUGGUCUGGGGGGUGGCCAGGCCAGGGUGGUACUUUACAUCUACCUGGCAGACUUUGCCUUUUGUGUGGCUGUGGUGUCAGUGUCCUACCUCAUGAUCGCUCAGACCCUGAGGAAGAAUGCACAGGUGAGGAAAUGUCCCAUAAUCAGCGUGGACGCCACCUGUCCCCCACCUCCUCCACCGCUCAUUGCAGCAGGGUUUGAGAGCAUGCAGUGUGGUGUUCAGGGCCCCUCUCUCUAUAGGAACCAGACAUACAAUAAACUGCAGAAUGUUCAGACUCGCUCCUUUGCCAACAGAAAUCAGCCAGUUGUGCCAGGGGCCGCAGCAGGAGCUACGUGCUGUCAGCUGGUGUCCACAGUCAACCUGGCCACAGCCAAAGACUCUAAAGCAGUGGUGACUUGUGUAGUUAUUGUGUUUUCUGUGCUGCUGUGCUGCUUGCCAAUGGGAGUUUCACUGGCACAAGAUGUGCUGUCACCAGAGAGUAACUUUACACAUUACCAGUUUGAACUGUGCGGGUUUGUCCUCAUCUUUCUCAAGUCAGGCAUUAAUCCCUUUGUGUAUUCUCGCAACAGCGCCGGCCUCCGCCGCCGCGUCCUUUGCUGUUUUCAGUGGGUGGCACUAGGUUUUCUCUGUUGCAAGCAAAAGACCCGCCUUCAUGCAAUGGGAAAAGGCAGUCUCGAAGUGAACCGCAAUAAGUCAUCCCACCAUGAGACCAACUCGGCGUAUGUCCUGUCACCAAAACCACAGAGAAGGCUAAUUGAUCAGGCAUGUGGGCCCAGCCACUCCAGGGAUUGUGUAGGAAGCCCUAAAGGCACCGGGACACGCAAACCCCGCCCCCCCAGCACCUCCACACCCAUCAACACCCGCAUCGAGCCCUAUUACAGCAUAUACAACAGCAGUCCAUCUGCUGGGCCCAGCUCACCUACCAGCCUGCAGCCUGUCAGCUCACAAACAUUUGCUUUUGCUAAGUCUUAUGUAGCUAUGCACUACCACACCCACCAAGAUGCACUACAGGACUUUGACAGCACCUCUGUGCAUCAGAUUCCCAUUCCCUCCGUCUAAACCUUAGACAUCUGUUGUUAUAGAUCAGUGUUAAUACAGGGCUCAUCUCACUUUAGGUACCUGGAUAUGAACACACAAGCGGGGAUAUAGAGUUGAAUACUACUCUUUGAGAUGAAACCUAAAAUGUAUUGUAAUCUGUUUUCGGCUCAAACUUUCUAGUGCAUUUUAACACAAUACUGUGCACGCAUGUGCCAUCCUUAAUGCAAGACUUUGGUUCAAAAUGCUGCAGACUACAUGAACUGAUUUCUGUGCUGAGCCCUGAAAGCAGUUGCUGUAGUGACCGUGUUAUGAAAACCUGCACACGUCCUCACAUGGCUGACAAUGGCAUGUGAAUGGAGGGACAUUUGCUUCUUAAA